Messenger RNA from Laetiporus sulphureus 93-53, 312 nucleotides. RefSeq lists its product as uncharacterized. Bases 1 to 312 code for a protein of 103 amino acids. The transcript has 2 exons. The record is from RefSeq and is a predicted model, not a curated record. Lineage: Eukaryota; Fungi; Basidiomycota; Agaricomycetes; Polyporales; Laetiporaceae.
AUGCCCGCCGAUGACAAAUCCUUGGAAGCCGCGGAACAGUGGUGGAAAUGGACCGAAUCGGUUGAUGGGGAUAGAAAUCUCGUAGAAUAUUGGGCUGCCGCAUCUGGCGAGGCAAUAACCAAUGACGAACAGGGCGAACUACGGCUGCGUCCCAUCCUGAUUAUGAUGCCUCAGCCAAUUCCUGCCCGACAGUCAUAUGACAGUAUCCUACACGGCAAGUGGGGAUACCAAGAUAUAAAUGGGAAAGUCGUGGUCUUGAGAAAGGACGAGGCACAAGUUCUCAUGAAUAGAGUUGGCGGAGAUACCCUUUGA